CGAAGUUUUAUUUGUGCAUGUGUUGUGUGUUGCGUGAGUUCUACAACUACAAUGAGUGUGUUAAAUUAAAGUGGAGAAAGUUCAUUAAAGACUCGAUGAUGGUCUUGGGCCAUAAAAAAUUUAGUUAUUUUUUAAAAACAAAUAAGACUUUUUGGAUAGAUACACCAGAUAUACCUAAGAAAGCUUCAAACUUAUUUGAAGCUUUCGAGGCCGUGUUCAUGGAACUAUGAACCUAGACUCGUUGUCUUUCACUUUGUCACAAAUAAGUUAUUUGAUUGCUACGUUAACUAAAAAAAACUAUAAGCAAGUAGUUGGAGAUCUGACUAAACUUGUUUCUUUGCAUGGUCUGGAGGCGGACCGUCACUUGCUCCAAUGUCUGUUUUCAUCAGUGGACUUUUCUGAGUCUACUACUAAAAUAUCAGCUCCAUCUCCCCAAAAUCAAGCAUUACUAGAACAGUGCUCUAGUUUGUUGAACAAGCCAUCAUUGUUAACAGCCCUUUGUUAUAUUACAGACAAUCCAUUGAUAAACCACAAGACUAUAAAACUUGGACCUCAGUUCUUCCAUCAGUUGAGCAAGUGCCUUCGCCUCUCAGCUGUCCAGGAAGUAGUUUUUGCUAUUGCACUUCGUCAUUCAUCAAUUGCUGAAGCCAGAACUCUAGCUCAAACUCACUUGAGAUCCACAGUACCUGCUUUGGUUCAGUCUUAUAUUGAUACAGAAGGAAGCAGCAGGCAACACGAAGGAGGUCUUCACGAAACAACACCAGAAGUACUUCAUUUAAUAUUGUCAGCUGUUCUUAAAGGCCCUAAAGAAGUGGGCCUUACCAACGAGAUUCAUACAACAUUUUUGAAAACUCUGCAAAGAGAUUUCCCCAAGGACUUAGUGCCUGUAGUGCUUGCACCAUUAGUGUACCCAGAACAAAGUGAAUUGGCUCCAGAAAUGUCUUCAGAAGGCCCCGGUUUAUCCGGGGGUAUGCUAGAAACUUCAUUGGCAGAGAUAGUGGCUGAAAUAGGUUAUAAUUUUACAUCUUCUGUUGAAGAAUGCCGCAACAAUCUCAUGAAAUUAGGAGGCAGGGAUAUAUCCCCUGCAGUUAUAUCACGUGUCCUUGCUGUUAUGUGCAGAACACACAGUGGCCUUGAAGAUUCUCUGACAAUUCAAGCACCAGGUUCUUUCAACAAAGGAACUGAUAACAGAACAACAUGGAAUAUUGAUGUCUUCAUCCAAGCACUUAAAGAAAUUGUUCCUAAUUUUCAGUGGAAUAGUGUUGUUGCAGAAUUAGAUCAUCCUGAAUUUAUGAUUAAAGAAAGGCAUGGUUUGUGUUUGUUAAUGAAUGCAUUAAGACAAGGGUUACAAACUUUUGGUUUCCAUCCUGACACUUUCCCUGUUGACCAAUUAUAUAAAAGGUGGCAAAAUGUAGAAGGACAGUUCAGUUUAAUACAAAAUAUUCUAAAAAACCCCGAUGUGUUCUGUUUUGCAGACUAUUCUUGUGCUCCAGUUGCAGUUGAUGUCCUCAAAACACCCCCAGAGCAAGACAGUAAAGAACUGGCAAAUUGGAGAUCUUUAAACCUUGUAGAGUUAUUACUAAGUCUUUCAGAAUGUGGACUAUAUACUCAUGUUCAUGAAUUGUUUAAAAUGCCAAUGCACAGUUGUGCAGAUGUAUUGGUAUUGGCUUUAAUUCAAAUAUCUGCACCGGUUACCUUACUUAGACAAGAAUUACUUACAACUUUGAUUCCCAUUUUUUUAGGCAAUCACCCCAAUUCUGCCAUAAUCUUGCAUCAUGCAUGGCAUACUCAAAGUAUCAAUAUAAAGCCAAUAAUUAUGCAUGCUAUGGCAGAAUGGUACGUUAGGGGUGAAUGUGAUCAAACAAGACUGUCUAGGAUUCUUGAUGUAGCUCAAGAUCUCAAGGCCUUAUCUAUGCUAUUAAAUGCACAGUCUGCCCAAUCUUAUCCAUUUAUAAUAGAUUUGGCAUGUCUGGCUUCUAGAAGGGAGUACUUAAAAUUAGAAAAGUGGCUUUCAGAUAAAAUAAAUGAACAUGGAGAAUCUUUUGUGAUGGCAUGUAUAAAAUUUCUACAUCGGCGCAUACCCCAGAUUGGAAAAGAAGAGUCUGUAUCUAAAGUACAAGUUCAACUUCCUACAGAAACACUCACUACCAUGAUGGUCUGUCUUCAAAGGUCCUUAAAUAAUGUCAGUCUUGAAUGUCAAGAAACCAUCAUGACAGUAGUCAGCAACUGUACAAUAAUUUUAAAGUCCAGGCAACAGCAGCAACAACAACAGCAGCCAACUAUACUUCGUUCGAGAGGCAUAGAUGGUGGAAUAAAUCCCUCUGUUUUUGCCCCACUCUAUAAUCAUUCUGGAGUAGAUUCAAUUCAAGGACUCAACACAACUUUGGCAAAUAUGAACUUAGCAGGACCCACUAAUUCUGCUUUCAACUUGCAAGGUGGUUUGGGACCUUUAGUUCAAUCUCCCGGUUCUCCAUCUAGAAUUUUAAAUGCCGGUCCAUCUAAUAGUCCAUUUCCCAUUAUGCCGAUGCAGCACCAAGGACCAACAGGAACAAGUUCUUCUCUGGUUCUCGGUGUUAAUCAGAUGAGCAAUUUAGGCAGAAUGGGGACAAAUCCGACAAUCGACAAAACACGAUUACCGGAAUAUAAUUUAUUUCCCGACAUUUCACCGCACGUAUCCAAAGAUAUCGAGGAUGAAGCUAACAAUUACUUCCAGCGAAUCUACAAUCAUCCUCCCAAUCCUACGUUAUCAAUCGAUGAAGUAUUGAACAUGUUGAAGAGGUUCCAGGAUUCUCAUAACAAGAGGGAAAAAGAGGUAUUCAACUGCAUGUUAAGAAGCCUUUUUGAAGAGUACAAAUUUUUUCCUCAAUAUCCCGAUAAAGAAUUGCACGUAACAGCGCAACUUUUUGGCGGCAUAAUAGAAAGAGGCAUAGUAACAUCGUACGUAGCCUUAGGUCUGGCGCUUAGAUUCGUAUUAGAGGCUUUAAAAAAGCCAGAAGGAUCGAAAAUGUACUAUUUUGGAAUAGCUGCUUUAGACAGAUUUAAAAGUCGCUUAAAAGAAUAUCACAAAUAUUGCGAGCACGUCAGAGCUAUUCCUCAUUUCAGUGACUUUCCGCAACACCUUCAAGAGUAUGUGGAAUGUGGGUUACAGAGUUUGGAACCAACGCAUAAACCAGAUGGUCCUGUAUUACCACCGAGUCUAGCAGCAAUGUUGGCGCCUCCUAAUGCUGCAUCGACGGUUUAUAAAACUACAAGCGUGUCUACUACAGUUCCAUCUAAAGUUACCACACCAUCUAAUACAAUGAGUUCUAGGCCUUCCAUAGCUAACGCUACAAAUAUUGAUACGCUUUUGGUGGCUACAGAGAAAGAAGAGAAAGCUAUAGCACCGCCUGAACCUUUACAAGAUAAAACUGCCUUUAUUUUUAACAACUUAAGUCAAUUGAAUUUGAAACAAAAAUGCGACGAACUUAAAGAAUUAGUAACAGACGAAUAUUAUCCAUGGUUGGCGCAAUACUUAGUUAUGAAAAGAGCAUCUAUUGAAUUUAAUUUUCAUUGUUUAUACUCAAAUUUCCUGGAUACACUUGGUAUAAACGAAAUUCUGAGAUUAGUAACAAGAGAAACUUUCAGAAACAUUAGAGUAUUAUUACGAUCUGACAAAGCAAUUGCAAAUUUUUCCGAUAGGUCUCUAUUAAAAAAUCUAGGCCACUGGCUGGGUAUGUUGACUCUAGCAAGAAACAAACCAAUUUUACAAAUCGAUCUCGAUUUGAAAUCCCUUUUAACGGAAGCUUACCACAAGGGACAACAAGAACUCUUAUACGUCGUACCGUUUGUAGCAAAAGUUCUAGAAUCGUGCGCAAAAAGUAAAGUUUUCAAACCUCCAAACCCAUGGACCAUAGCUUUAAUGAACGUUCUCGCCGAGUUACAUUCCGAAGGCGAUCUAAAGCUCACUUUAAAAUUCGAAAUUGAAGUUCUCUGUAAACACUUGGAAAUAGACGUGACGCAAUUAAAAGCUUCGGUAUAUCUCAAAGAUCCAGAUCGUAUUAGAAAAAUCGAAUUUCAAUUAUCGCAACCGCUUAAAAAGGAAAUUUUAAUGCAGUCGAACGUUAAUCAAGGAGGAAACCUGACCGACCAAGAAUUGGCUAAUAUUAUCCCUAGUCAGCAAACUAGUUCUCCUGUGGUGCAAAACAACAGUACCACUCCUACUUCAGCUUUGUCGGCACCUCCGGAGCCUCGAUUUGGCUACUCUGAUAUUCAUAUUACUGGAAUGCAGGCAUUUCAGGCACAUACAGUCAUAUCACCAUCGAUUUUGCUAUUUCAAACGCAACCACAACUCAAAGCUCUGGUGCGCACUUCGAUAGAAAGAGCUGUACAGGAAUGGAUAGCACCAGUAGUCGAUAGAUCCAUCAAAAUAGCCUUACAAACUUGCGAACAAAUAAUUCGAAAAGAUUUCGCGCUCGAUCCCGACGAAACUCGAAUGCGAAUUGCGGCCCAUUACAUGGUCCGCAAUCUUACGGCCGGCAUGGCGAUGAUCACCUGUCGCGAACAGCUACUGACGGCGAUUAAUACGCACUUGAAACAAGCGCUUUUGACUAACAUGGUGUCGCCUACCGUCCAACAGAAAGAGAUGAUCGAUCAAGCGGCAAGCGUAAUUGCUAACGACAACAUGGAGUUAGCUUGUGCUUUUGUUCAGAAAACUGCCGUCGAAAAAGCCAUUCCUGAAAUUGAUAAAAGGCUAAUGAGCGAAUACGAAUUAAGAAAAAUGGCUCGACAAGAAGGAAGACGUUACUGCGACGCCAUAGCUCUAACCUACCAAGCCGAGCGCAUGCCGGAACAAAUACGACUCAAAGUCGGCGGCAUAUCCACCAGCCAAAUGGCCGUGUACGAAGAAUUCGCUCGCAACAUCCCCGGCUUUUUACCGAACGAAAGAGACACGACUAUGCUGAUUCAAAAACAAACACCGAUCGAAGUUCAAUCUCACUCUACGACGCCUUUUCCGAUACCACAAACGGCGUUGGCUACCGACGACAUCACUUUGUUGUACGAGAAGUUGGCUGUAGAAGUUGAACAGUUCGUGCAGCUAACUGGAGGACAGGCGCAGUACACGAUGAUGAAUAACAGUAUGUUGGUUGUGAGGGAUUGCUUGAUGCAUAUGCUGAGAAACAGGGAUAUGACUCAAGCUAUUGUCCAGAAGUGUGUCGAAGGUCUACAGGACUGCCUUGUACCGACGCUUAACGAAACCGAUCCAGUCGUUUUACGCUUUAAAGACCUCAUAAUUCGAAUUCUGAAAACGAUGCAAGAUCACAGAGUGUACGGCCAGCAAUGGACCAAUAAACUCGUGACGAGAUACUUAACGGAUUGCCGCGACGAACAACAACGCUAUAAUAUCGACGCCAUUGAUACUCUAAUUAAAAGCGGAUUAGUAAACGUACCUCAGUACGAUCUCGCGUUGGCCCAAUGCAUGGAGAAUGGUCCUAAUUAUAUGGGUGUUAAUUUCGCCAUGCAGUUGGUGCAAUUGUAUCUAAUAGAUGACAGAUCCGGCCAAUUUGUCACAGAAAGUGAUUUGUGCAAUACCAUCGAAAUGCUAGCCAAAAUCCAAACUCACACGCGACAACCGCCAGAAGGUUUAGGAAACAUUAUGGACAUCCUAAGACAAAACGAACCGAGCUCGUAUUUCGGAGACAGAGCCUCGAUGGGGCCCACCGUUCACAUUCACAACGGAAUUUUGCAGGUUCGAGCUCCGAACUACGAGGAUCCACCUGGUUUAGUAGAGAAAACCGAUCAACUACUUCGCGAUUGGAUAACUAUUUACCACACCCAGAACCAAGGACGCGAUUCCACCAAAGCCUUCAGCAUGUUCGUGCAUCAGAUGAACGUGUAUGGUAUACUUAAAACUGACGACUUGAUUACGCGAUUCUUCCGUCUAUCCACUCAACUUUGCGUCGAAACCGUCUACAGGAUCCUCGCGGAAAAGACCACUACGAACGUGUCGUUGCUGAGACCGAAAUGUUAUCAUACUUUGGAUGCUUUUGUUAGGUUGGUGGCGCUUCUAGUCAAGCAUUCCGGUGAUGCGAAUAAUACCACCACCAAAAUUCAUUUACUGAAUAAGGUUCUGGGAAUAGUAGCUGGCUGUUUACUUCAAGACCACGAUACUCGCACAACAGAAUUUCAACAACUGCCUUAUCAGAGGAUAUUUACCAUGCUGUUUCUGGAAUUAAACGCUCCUGAACCGGUAUUGGAAGCCCUCAAUUACCACAUUUUGAACGCAUAUUGCCACACUUUGCACAUACUACGGCCAUCCAAGGCAGCCGGAUUUUGUUAUGCCUGGCUGGAACUGGUUUCGCAUCGGGCGUUCAUGGGUAGAAUGCUUGCCAGCAGUCCACAACAAAAAUGUUGGCCUAUGUAUGCACAACUACUGAUCGACCUGUUCAAAUAUUUAGCGCCAUUCCUGAGAAACGCGGAAUUAGCAAAGCCGGUAACGAUGCUCUACAAAGGCACGCUUAGAGUCCUUCUCGUCCUCUUACACGAUUUCCCCGAGUUCCUAUGCGAUUACCACUACGGUUUCUGCGACGUCAUUCCGCCCAAUUGCAUUCAAAUGAGGAAUCUGAUCCUUUCGGCGUUUCCGAGAAACAUGAGACUGCCCGAUCCCUUCACGCCGAACCUCAAGGUCGACAUGCUGCAAGAAAUUUCGUAUGCGCCGAGAAUACUUACGAACCUUUCGCUUAUGAUAACGCCCGCUCAAUUUAAGAAGGAUCUGGAUUCGUAUUUGAAGGCCCGAGCACCCGUUACGUUUUUAUCUGAACUGAGGAGUAAUUUACAGGUUUCAAAUGAACCAGGAGUUCGUUACAACAUCCCGCUAAUGAACGCAUUGGUACUUUACGUCGGUACCCAAGCGAUCGCUUACAUAAGAAACAAGAGCCACACGCCCAAUAUGUCGACGAUAGCGCACAGCGCUCACAUGGACAUUUUCCAAAACUUAGCCGUCGAUCUCGAUACGGAAGGCAGAUAUCUUUUCCUAAAUGCCAUCGCGAAUCAGCUGCGUUAUCCGAACAGCCACACUCACUAUUUUUCGUGCACGCUGCUGUACUUAUUCGCCGAGGCCAAUACGGAAUCCAUCCAAGAGCAGAUCACGAGAGUGUUGCUGGAGAGGUUGAUUGUGAACAGGCCGCAUCCUUGGGGACUGCUCAUAACUUUUAUAGAACUAAUCAAAAAUCCCACGUACAGGUUUUGGCAGCAUGAGUUUGUUCAUUGUGCACCAGAAAUUGAAAAGUUAUUUGAGUCGGUUGCAAGAUCUUGUAUGGUGAAGUCGACUGUGCAAACGCAAGAAGGGGACAUACAAGAGUGAUAAGCAUUUUUGUGAUUUGUACAUAAUUCUAUAAAAAAUGAAAAUGUGACAUUUUUUAAAUUAAUUUUUUGUUUGUUUAUAAUUUAAAGCUUAAUUUUGGGAGCAAUGCAUUUUAUUUUUAGGAGAUAAGGUGAUCAUAGUGUAUAGAGAUUAAUUAGUGUAAUAUAUUAGGUAUUUUUAAGAAAUUUUCAAGUAUUUGUAACUAGUAUACAUAUAUAUGGAUGUAAUAAAUGGUUUUCAAUGUUUUCAGCAUUAAA
Molecule: messenger RNA, 7596 nt
Organism: Psylliodes chrysocephalus
Lineage: Eukaryota; Metazoa; Arthropoda; Insecta; Coleoptera; Chrysomelidae
Source: the annotation of a GenBank genome assembly